This is a messenger RNA of Pogona vitticeps (central bearded dragon), 1558 nucleotides long. RefSeq names its product abhydrolase domain containing 13 (gene ABHD13). The record is from RefSeq and is a predicted model, not a curated record. Gene Ontology annotation, molecular function: palmitoyl-(protein) hydrolase activity. Gene Ontology annotation, cellular component: membrane. NCBI's taxonomy places the organism in Eukaryota, Metazoa, Chordata, Lepidosauria, Squamata, Agamidae.
UGGAGCGGCUUCCUUCGCCCUCUCGUUGGUUGCCCGGGAAGUGGCUGCAGUCGACGGCGGUGUUGCCCUUAUGGCAAAACUCCACGUACUAUAUAGCAGGUCGUCGUUACCCCAGAAACUUCUUUUUACCCCCUUUGGAAUGAAUCUUGGGGGAUUUUUAAAGAUCACUAGAAGGACGACAGAUUUUGUUUCAGGAUUGAGUCCCUCUUUCUCCAGUGCAAGACCGUGGGAAUGUAGGAAGUUGCCUUGCAAUGGGCGGUGUGUUCUUGUCCUACCGCUCUGCCAUUCUCGGAAUCUUUUCUUAUGAAGCAGUUCCUGGUGUAAAGUGCAAAAGAAAUGGCCUGUGUAACGGACUUUAACUUCAAGGACCUGAUAUUUAGGAUUCAUAUGGAGUAAAGAAUCCUUGAUUACUAUAAUGGAAAAAACAUGGAGGCUCUGGACUUUCAUUGAAAAAUGUCUACUUACCUUGAUGUCAUGGUCCUGGGGACUCUGUCGUAUUUCUCUCUUACCUUUGAUAGUAACUUUUCAUCUGUAUGGAGGCAUGAUUUUACUUCUGUUAAUAUUUAUAUCUAUUGCAGGGAUAUUGUAUAAAUUCCAGGAUGUAUUGCUUUAUUUCCCCGAGCAACCCUCUUCAUCACGACUUUAUGUUCCUAUGCCUACUGGCAUCCCACAUGAGAAUAUCUUCAUCAGAACCAAAGAUGGUGUGUUGCUUAAUCUAAUUCUCCUCAGAUUUACAGGGGAUAAUUCUUCAUAUUCACCUACUAUCAUUUACUUUCAUGGGAAUGCAGGAAACAUUGGUCACAGACUGCCAAAUGCUUUAUUGAUGCUUGUGAACUUGAAAGUAAACUUAUUGCUGGUUGACUAUAGAGGCUAUGGGAAAAGUGAAGGAGAAGCAAGUGAGGAGGGCAUCUAUUUAGAUUCAGAGGCUGUUCUAGACUAUGUAAUGACUAGAUCCGAUUUGGAUAAGACAAAAUUUGUUCUCUUUGGCCGUUCCUUAGGGGGAGCCGUUGCUGUUCAUCUAGCUUCUGAGAAUGCCCAUAGGAUUUCUGCCAUCAUGGUGGAGAACACAUUCCUUAGUAUCCCGCACAUGGCCAGCACUCUGUUUUCUUUCUUCCCAGUGAGGUACCUUCCUUUGUGGUGCUAUAAAAACAAGUUCCUGUCUUACAGAAAAAUUUCUCAGUGCAGAAUGCCUUCACUUUUCAUCUCUGGGCUGGCUGACCAGUUGAUCCCUCCAGUUAUGAUGAAGCAGCUUUAUGAACUUUCUCCUGCUCGGACUAAAAGAAUGGCAAUAUUUCCAGAUGGAACUCACAAUGACACUUGGCAGUGCCAAGGCUACUUCAGUGCACUUGAACAGUUCAUCAAAGAAGUGCUAAAGAGUCAUUCCCAUGAAGAAACCGAAAAAUUGUCAUCUAAUGUCACAAUAAUAUAACUAAUUCCAGUCUGUCUUUUUGAUUGUACCUGGACUUGUUGAAGAUGAUAAAGAAUGAACAUUUUAAAAAUGUGUGCUCUUGUCUGUACUUGCCUAAAGAACAAAAUUAAACAUGGAGAGGUCUACUAA